Eruca vesicaria subsp. sativa (arugula) is the source of this 816-nucleotide messenger RNA. NCBI's taxonomy places the organism in Eukaryota, Viridiplantae, Streptophyta, Magnoliopsida, Brassicales, Brassicaceae. The record is from the annotation of a GenBank genome assembly.
GCUACUCUCUCACCUAACCUCGCCCAAAAAAACUUCCUCUUUUUCUUUUCUAGAAAAGAACCAUCUUUCAGUAGGUCUACAAUGGCGUCAAAGAAGGCAAAGAAACCAAACCGAGCUGAGAAGAAACUCAAAAGAACCCAUUUCAAGAAACAACUUCCACAACACAAGAACACCGACACAACUAUUGUUCUUGAUCAUACUUCUUCAUCUACUGCUACUACUGUCUCUUCGUGUUCUUCCAUUACCAAGUCAGUAUCUUCUCAAGAUACAAACCACUCUAUCCCCUCUCCUUCUCCAACGGUGUUGCCAUCACCAGAUGAUGGUGGUGGCGGUUGUUGUACCCCGAAAGCUCAGAAGUCUCGAAUACCGGAGAUUCUGACGUGUCCACCGGCGCCAAAGAAGCAAAGAGUCCCACAGAACUGCCUGUUACGACGGAGGCAGAUCGUUUUCUUUACUCCUCGGGAGAUAGAGCUCUUCUUCGUCAAAGCACACGAUUGAUAAUAAAUAUUUGUAGUCCUUUAGUUAUUGGUGAUAGGAUCGAUCGAUAGAGAAAGUAGUAUGAUAAGAUGAUUAACGUUUCAUCUCUUUGCUUUUGUUAAUACAAUAAAAGAGUGUAUUACAAUGUUUCGAGUGAUGUUUUAAUUUUUUUCUUAUUGUUUUGGUUUGUUGAACAUUUUGUUCCUUUGGUGCUUGUUUUUUUUUGGAAGAUUUGAAUGAAGUCGAUCUGAGUUUUGUGGUAGGGUAUUAGUAUUACUAAAAUGAACUACAAACUAUUCUGUAAUUGAUACCCAACUUUUUAUUAUUUAUACUUCUCUU